AUGGCGCCAGUUUUGCAGAGCUCACAACCCUGGGUUGAAAAAUAUCGGCCAAAGCAAGUGAAAGACGUAGCCUACCAGGAUGAAGUGGUGCGGGUUCUCACGAACACCCUCGAGACUUCAAGUUGCCCACACAUGCUCUUUUAUGGACCUCCUGGAACCGGAAAAACCACAACUGCAUUGGCCAUUGCUCACCAGCUCUUUGGGCCUGAGCACUACAAGUCACGUGUUUUGGAGCUCAAUGCAAGUGAUGACCGUGGAAUAAAUGUUGUCCGGACUAAGAUCAAGGAUUUUGCCGCUGUAGCUGUGGAUACUAGACCACAUCAUGGGAAUUAUCCUUGUCCACCUUUCAAGAUCAUUAUCCUAGAUGAGGCAGAUUCGAUGACUGAAGACGCUCAGAAUGCCUUGAGGCGUACAAUGGAGACGUAUUCUAAAGUUACAAGAUUCUUCUUCAUAUGCAAUUACAUAAGCAGGAUUAUCGAGCCCCUUGCUUCCAGGUGUGCAAAGUUUAGGUUCAAGCCACUUUCAGAAGAAAUCAUGAGUGGUCGUAUACUGCAUAUCUGUAAGGAGGAAGGUAUCUACCUUGAUGAAAAGGCUGUUUCAACCUUGGGCUCCAUAUCACAAGGAGAUCUUCGCCGGGCAAUCACAUACUUGCAAGGAGCAGCUCGCUUGUAUGGGUCAUCGAUUUCAUCUGAUGACCUAAUUAACGUUUCUGGGGUUGUUCCCCAAAGUGCUGUUGAGUCAUUUCUCGCAGCUUGUAAAAGUGGCAACUUUGAUAAGGCAAAUAAAGAAGUCAGUAAUGUAAUAUCUGAUGGGUACCCAGUCUCUCAGAUGGUUUCCCAGUUAUUUGACGUGGUGGUCGAAGCUGAUGAUAUAUCAGAUGAACAGAAGGCUCGCAUAUGCAAAAACAUGGGCUCAGUAGAUAAGUGUCUAGUAGAUGGAGCCGAUGAGUACUUGCAGCUGCUAGAUGUUGCUAGCAACAUUAUCAAAGCCCUGCACAAUAUGCCAGAAGAGUUCUCUUACGAGUGUUAA
This is a messenger RNA of Linum trigynum, 1029 nucleotides long. The record is from the annotation of a GenBank genome assembly. Lineage: Eukaryota; Viridiplantae; Streptophyta; Magnoliopsida; Malpighiales; Linaceae.